GGUAUUUCACUCAUCAAGGAAGAAGUUAAAAAAAGGAACCUAACAAACUGUAACUUCCUUAAAACUGUUUUGAACACACUUUCAUCUGCUUAUUCCGAAGGUGCUGCACUCAGCAUGGGAAUUCUUACUAAUCAGAAUCUGAAAUACUGACGCCUUUGGAAAUGACUUCUGUUAUUACAGCACUACACUCCUGCAAUCCCAUAUGGAUUUUGUUAAUCAUAAAGUGGGCCUUCAGUCAAGAAGUUUUUAAUUUUACUCAGAAUAUUAAUAACAUAGCUACAAGUUCAAGCAGAGUUUUUGUAGCCACCGAUAAUUACCUUUAUCAACUCAGUAACACACUGCAUCUAGAAAACAAGGUGCAGACAGGACCUCAAAAUGAUUCUCUUUGUGAGGACACUGUUAACUGUCCAUCAUCACUGCAAACUCAGUACAACAAGCUGCUCCUUGUAUAUGAGGAUGAUAAAAGAUUACUAACGUGUGGGACUCUGAACUUUGGUAACUGUCAAAUCAGGGAUUUAUCAAAUAUCAGUAAUGUAAAUUUCAAUAGAUCCGUUUUCUGCAACCAUCAAAAUGCUUCAACUGUGGGAUUUUUCUUUAAACAUAAGAACAGUACAUAUCUAGCUGUGGCUAUGACUUAUACGGGAAAGCAUUCUGGAUUCUUUAUUGAUGAUGAUAAAUUUAAACGUGACACACAGCAAAAACUCUUUGCAGUAAGAUACAGUAAUGAUCUUAAGCUGAAGUCAGAUUUCUUCAUUAAUUACAAAUCUGCAGACUUCAAACAAAACACAGUGCAUUUUGUCAAUGGUUUCCAAAGGUUACAUAAAAUAUUUUUUCUAUAUUACACUUAUAAUUAUACAGAUGGGAAGAUAGCUAGAAUUACUAAUGGCCCAUUUAUUGCUGCAAUGGAUAUUAGAAAGGACGAACAUGAUUUUCAUGGUUUUUUGAGUUAUAAGCAAGCUAUUUUAAACUGUAAUGACAAAAGGAAAAAGCUGCUCUCAGCCAGUCCAUUCAGUCUUUUUGAUGGGGAAACACUAAUCGCUGCCGUUUUCUCCACUGAAGAAUCUGGGGCAAACAGGAGAGAUACUACAGCUGUCUGUGUUUUUAACCUGACUCAAAUGGAUGCACAAACAGAGAGUAACGUUUCGCCAGAAAUACUUAAAAUACCUGGUGUUGACUCAGAGUCAUAUGGGAACCUGAAUCCAAUCAAGAAUUCAGAGACACUGAUUCAUCCCAGUCUGUCGUCUGUACUUGUACAAAUAGUUCAAACUCAGGUUGUCUUACUGUUGGGUACAAAUGAUGGACAGCUAAUGAAGGUUGUUCUAGAUGAAAAUUUUAAACCAAGGUUCCAUGAAGUGUUAGCUGAAAAUAAGGUUGAAUCUCCAGUUUUUUACAGAAUGCUACUUGAUCCCACCAAUUCAAGCUUCAUUUAUCUACCAACUACAAAUGAGGUUAAAAGAGUACAAGUUGCCAACUGCGCUAAGCAUGCAUCCUGUAAAGAUUGCCUGUCACUUUCUGAUCCAUACUGUGGAUGGUGUUCUUUAUCAAAACGGUGCACAUUUCAGAGCAGCUGCCUUUCAAAAAGUUCAAAAGGCUGGAUUUCCAUACUGAGUGGAAUCAAAGAAUGUCCCGACAUCCAGAUUUUGCCUUUGAAGAAGCCAUUCACUGAAGCUAUACGGAGUGUAAGCAUUGGGAUGACUGUAUCUGGCAGUAUCCCUGACGACCUGAUGGCUGAUGGAACCUGCCUUAUAAAAACAAUCCUACCACAGAAAGAACUCUGCAGAAAUAGUACUGCCGGGCAUCAAUCAAGGAAUUGUUCCUGCAAUAUAUCAGAAAAAAAGCCUGAUCUCAAAAGCCUCUAUACUCUUGAAGCAGUUUUUAUGAAAGGAUCUUGGAGUGUGUCAAAAAGAUUUUCAUUGAGAGGUUGUUCUGAAAUUCCAAGUAUUGCAGAUAAUUCACAACCAUGUGCAACAUGUGUUAAGGCUCACUGUCAAUGGUGCACACAGGAGCAAAUGUGUGUAUCUGAGCUUUCCGUUUGUAAUGGAAGUACACCCAUAAAGGACAAGGUUGCUUGCCCCUAUAUUGAUAAGCUGAUGAUGUCAAGCACCAACAGUAUGACAGUCAUAAUAAAGAAUGGAGAGGAACUAAAGAAUAUGAACCUUUAUUGCAAAAUGGGAAAUCACUCAUUAAAAUCAACAUGGAUUAAUAGAACAGCAAUUCAAUGUUCUGGUAUUCAGGUUGCUUUUUCAGCCAUGAAUCAUGCAGUACCUGUUGAUGUCGUGUAUAAUUCCUCAUUUCUUUUGGAUAAUCCUUACAAGUUAUCAGUGAAGAACUGUACCUUCAGUAAGACCUACUGCACAGCAAACAAAACACAGGGCUAUAUUGUACCUGGUCGUAUAUCCAUUUUGGGAAAACAAAGUGUUACUUUACACGGAUGUUCCAUUACUGAACCAAAUAUUAAAGUUAUUCUAAAAGGAAGUGCUGGUGACUUUACAGAAGAGGCAAAAGUUCAAGAAAUCAAAGAUGGUCAACUAACAUUCAUUGCUCCCAGGUCUUAUAAGGAUAUCAAGAAAGUGUGUGCAACUUAUGACAGAAGUACAUGUCUGAAUGAUGAUGUUUUCUUAUCUUAUGUUUCCAUGCCUGAAUGUCAUAAACUUUCUCCACAUAUUUCAUGGGCCAGUGGUGGCAGAACCAUUACUAUAACUGGGAAGAACCUUGAUGUUAUCGACAAAGUGAAAAUCUAUACAAAACAAGUUAAUUAUGUAAAAUGUUCUGCAAACUCUGAUAAAAGCUGUGUAUUUCAUUCCCCGCCAUAUGGUACAGUAUAUAACAAAGAGACAAGUUUUGUGGAAUUAAUAGUGGAAAAUUCUAGUAUUCCUUGCUCCAUGCGAUUACAGUACUCUCCAGAUCCAGUAUUCAGACUGUUUCCUCAUAGCUCGGACACUUGCUAUAACAUAAAGGAUGAAAAGUAUCAAAAUCUAAAUAUUAAGAAGGAGGAGAUCAUUGCUGAAACACAUUUAGAUGGCAAGCAUUACAAAUGUGACAUAACGGAAGUCAAAAAUUGGACAAUUUCCUGUUGUGUGCUGACCAAGCUCAGUCCUUCAAACACAAAGCUCAAAAUCUCAUUGGGAAACUUUACUUUUCCUGUUGAGACUCACUCUUCAAAUUAUCCAUAUUUGGCAUUUCUGCUAAUUAUUCUACUGCCUGUCUUACUGGUUGCCUAUUGUGUAAUUAAGUACAAAACCUCCAAACUGACUAGAAAAAUGAGUCAAGAACGUGCAGAGAUGGAAUGUCUGAUUCGAAAAGGAAUACGAGAAGGGUUUGCAGAUCUUCAGACUGAUGGACUGAGGGUUGUUAACAGAUCAGGAACAAUACCAUUUCUUGACUACAAGUAUUUUGCCAUUAGGACUUUUUUCCCAGAGUCAGGAAAUAUUGCACCAAAUCUGACUGAAGAUCUUAUUACAGCAUCUGAGCCAUUUUCAAACAGCAGAAACAUCGCUGAGGAUGAAGCAGUCUCAUCAUUGUCUGCUAUGCUUGACAAUAAACAGUUCCUUAUUACACUGAUACAUACUCUGGAAGAACAGAAAUCAUUUUCAAUAAAAGACAAAUGUGCGUUUGCAUCCUACUUGACCAUAGCACUGCACAGUAAAUUAGUGUAUCUAACUAGCAUUCUAGAAAACCUGCUCCAAGACCUAAUGGAUAAGCACAGUAAAACAGAACAAAAGCUUCUGCUAAGGCGUACAGAAUCUGUCGUAGAAAAACUUCUCACAAACUGGAUGUCCAUCUGUGUGUACGGGUUUCUACGGGAAACUGUUGGUGAACCAUUGUAUUUACUAGUGACCUGCAUUAGUCAGAGAAUAAACUGUGGUCCGGUGGAUGCAGUUACGUGGAAAGCACUCAACACCUUGAAUGAAGACUGGUUGCUGUGGCAAGUUACGGAAUUUAAUGCCGUGAAACUAAAUGUUUCUUUUGAAAUAAAUCCAGUGAAUGAGAACCAGGAAAGCGUGACUCAGAAUAUACAAGUUGAAGUUCUUGACUGUGACACCAUAGGACAAGCCAAAGAAAAGAUUAUUCAAGCUUAUCUAAAUACAUUUGGGUAUGCCUAUCGAGCACAAUUGAAGGAAAGUAGUCUUGAACUUCAGACGGGACAAGAAAACAAGGAGCUUCGUGAUACGGACUCCUCUUCUUUAGUUCUUGAAAAUGGAAUUACAAAGUUGAACACUAUAGGGCAUUACAAGAUUUCAGAUGGAGCAGAAAUAAAGGUCAUCAAAAAGGCACAGAGAUGUAAUUCAGACAGUUCUCAAAAAAAUGGUGAUUCUGGAAAACUGUAUCAUUUGAUUUUACCAGACUCAGAAACCAUUGAAGAGAAACAUGGAGGCAAAAACAAAGCAAAACAGACAUUUCAGGUUAAAGAACUUUACCUAACAAAACUUUUAUCUACAAAGGGAGCUAUUCAUUUUGACGUAGAAACGCUCUUUAAAACUAUUUGGAGUUUGCCAAAAGGCAAAGCACCUAUAGCUAUAAAGUACUUUUUUGAUUUUCUCGACACACAAGCAGAGAAUAAAAGAAUUACAGACCCAGAUGUGAUGCACAUAUGGAAAACUAACAGCCUUCCUCUACGUUUCUGGAUUAACAUUUUGAAAAAUCCACAGUUUGUGUUUGAUAUUGAAAAGAAUCCAAACCUAGAUGGCUGCCUUUCAGUCAUUGCACAAGCUUUCAUGGAUGCUUUCUCUCUAACAGAACAACAGCUUGGAAAGCAAGCACCGACUAAUAAGCUUCUGUAUGCCAAAGACAUUCCACUGUACAAGACUGAUGUGAGGAACUAUUUUCAACUGAUUAAAGAAUCUCCUUCCAUAUCCAGACAAGAACUAGAAGAAUUCUUGCAUCAGGAAUCAGAGAAACAUGAAAAUGAAUUCAAAGAACAUGUUGCUUUGAUACAUCUCUACAAGUACAUAUCAAAGUAUUUUAAUGAGAUUAAUGCCAAGCUAGGUGAAGAACAAAACUGUGAAGAUAUGAAAAAGCAGCUUGCAUACACCAAGGCCCUGUUUGAUGACAAAAAAACCUGUGCCUGGAUUUCGUAGUCUGGAGAAUUUGUUUCAAGGAAAGAGACAGUGGACAUGCAGUCCAGAAAAUAAGAUGGAUGUAUUAAGACUCUCUGCACCAUUUUAUAACUGUGUUCUAAGUUUGCUGUCAACUUACCAUACCUUUUCUCCUGUAGCUGUUUCAAAAAAUGGACGUUUCUUCACCUAUCAGUUAUUGCAGCUGUAAUUGUUUUCAAAAGAUGGAAAAUGUCUGACAG
Messenger RNA from Protopterus annectens (West African lungfish), 5296 nucleotides. It is a transcript of the gene PLXNC1, whose product is annotated as plexin C1. Bases 162 to 5078 code for a protein of 1638 amino acids. NCBI's taxonomy places the organism in Eukaryota, Metazoa, Chordata, Ceratodontiformes, Protopteridae. Gene Ontology annotation, molecular function: semaphorin receptor activity; protein binding. The transcript has 34 exons. Gene Ontology annotation, biological process: negative regulation of cell adhesion; regulation of cell migration; semaphorin-plexin signaling pathway involved in axon guidance. The record is from RefSeq and is a predicted model, not a curated record. Gene Ontology annotation, cellular component: semaphorin receptor complex.